Physcomitrium patens is the source of this 339-nucleotide messenger RNA. NCBI's taxonomy places the organism in Eukaryota, Viridiplantae, Streptophyta, Bryopsida, Funariales, Funariaceae. The record is from RefSeq and is a predicted model, not a curated record.
AUGCUGGACACUUCGACAGUACAGGCCCGGAGGGCAAGAUCGAGGGAGCCGUCUCAAAUCCCAGAAGAAAAGAUCACCAUGAUAGGCGAGACAGACAUGCCCCAAGGAAUGCAAUCACAUGCGCUACGCGUAGCGUCGGAAGCCUUGAACUCGCACAACGUCAACGACUGCAAGGAGAUUGCUUGCUACAUAAAGAAGCAAUUCGACAAAACAUAUGGACCAGGAUGGCAAUGUGUGACAGGCGUUAGCUUCGGCUCCUACAUCACCCACUCAUCGGGCUCCUUCAUCCACUUCUGCAUAGACAGAUUGGCCGUCAUGCUCUUCAAAGCAGCCACUUGA